CGCAGGGUCAGUCACAUGCCCGUGACGUUGCGCGGGGGGCGGUACCGCUGCAGAGAGGAGGAAAGAUGGCGGCUGCGGGUAUCUGAGCGGAGACCACGAAACGAGAUGUCAGAAGAGCGGGAGGCACCGGGGCCAAUGGCCUCCUCCUCGGCGGGUCUGGGAGCGGAAGUGGGACAGGAGGAAGUCCCCGGGGGAGCGGGUCCGGCUCGGCUGUUGUCACUCCCCUCAGACUCGGACGGGCCGCCCAAGAAGCGACUGCGCUCAGAGGCCGAGCCCGGGAGUGUCCGGCUGGAGGAGAGACUGUACUCGGUGCUUUGCUGUACCGUCUGCCUGGACCUGCCCAAAGCCUCUGUGUAUCAGUGCACUAAUGGGCACCUCAUGUGCGCCGGCUGCUUUAUCCACCUCCUGGCGGAUUCUCGGCUUAAGGAAGAGCAGGCCACGUGCCCUAACUGCCGCUGUGAGAUCAGUAAGAGUUUGUGCUGCAGGAAUCUGGCCGUGGAGAAGGCCGUCAGUGAGCUGCCAUCGGAUUGUGGCUUCUGCCUAAAACAGUUUCCCCGUUCUUUGCUGGAAAGACACAAGAAGGAGGAGUGUCAGGACAGAGUUACACAGUGCAAGUACAAACGGAUCGGGUGCCCAUGGGAGGGCCCGUAUCAUGAGCUAACGGUACAUGAGUCCGAAUGCUGCCACCCUACUAAAACUGGCAAUGAACUGAUGGAGAUCUUGGAUGAGAUGGACCAAACGCACAAGAAAGAGAUGCAGUUGUACAACAGUAUCUUUAGCCUGCUGAGCUUUGAGAAGAUCGGUUACACAGAGGUGCAGUUCCGCCCUUACAGAACCGACGACUUCAUUACCCGUCUGUACUACGAGACACCGCGCUUCACAGUUCUCAAUCAGACCUGGGUUCUUAAGGCUCGUGUUAAUGAUUCGGAGAGGAACCCCAACUUGUCUUGCAAGCGUACCCUAUCCUUCCAGCUCAUCCUAAAGAGCAAAAUCAACUCCCCCAUGGAGUGUUCCUUCCUACUGCUCAAAGGUCCCUAUGAUGAUGUCAAAAUACACCCCGUCAUCUACCACUUUGUGUUCACCAAUGAGAACAAUGAGACGGAAUAUGUGCCGCUGCCAAUCAUAGACUCUGUGGAAUGUAACAAACUGCUGGCUGCCAAGAACAUCAACCUCCGGCUCUUUAUAUUCCAGAUCCAAAAGUAACAAGCUACUGCCCUGCAGAACCAUACUUACCUCAGCCGGCUCCCUGUGUCUCCACUCGGAACGAUGCGUUACAUUGGCUCGGACUAUUUCUUUUCUUGCUUUAGACUAAAGGCAUAUGAAGAUUAGUAGAAAAGCAUUUUUUUGUGUUGCUUUGUAUUUUUAUAUUUAUUUCAUUUCCGGUUUUAGUGUGCUUCUAUAAGUGAGGGGCGUGUUCCGAGUUUGCCAUAAGCCUGCGAAUUUGCAUUACGAGCAGCACUUCUGUCUGUCCGAAGCAUCUCUCCCCACUUUCAAAUUAACCUUUUCCUGGUGUCUCUUCUAACCACCCUUUCCCUCCCUUGCUUUGACUAGAGCACUUUUCAGCACUUUUCAGCGUCUCAUGGCUGCACUUCUCUUCUUGCCUUUGACUUGGUCUCCUCCUCUUCUUGGUCUACUAUCAACUUUUCCCAUCCAGUCUAUUCAUUACUGCAACUUCACCCUGUGCUUGAACCUGCUGUUUCUUCCUUUUUUUGUCAUUUCCCCCCAUAGGCUUACUCUCUACAUGCCGAACAUCUCAUUUUGCUCUUUCUCCACUUGUCUUCUGAAACUUGGCUUUUUCUCUGAUCUCUCCAACCUACACUUCUCUCCCUGCUCCUCUCUCCACUUCUUAUGUCUCACUUGUCCUUUUCUGCUUUCUUCAAUUCUUUUUAUUCAUGUUUAUUUGCACUUUUAUGUCCCUCAGCCUCCGCUUCCUAUAUCAGCUGUUCAUUUCUUCAUUUGCUUGUGUGCUCUGCAUGUUUCCUCUAUUGUUGUGGUUACACCUUCUCUCCGUCUGCCUCUCUCUGCUGCUUUACUUAUUUUAACAUAGAAACGGCCUGUUUUUACUUUCAUUUAUAUUUAUUUCAAUUCUCUAGGCCUUGUACUGUUUUAUUUUCUAUAAAUUCUCCUACAUCUGAUUUCUUCCUCUCCACUGGCCUUAACAGUGCUAUUAGGUGCUGCACCCAAGUGGUUGUAGAAAAGAGAAGUAGUGUUAGUACAUCUAAUCAAGGUGUCAGUGGAAAGUGUUUUGUAGUGAUACCUCGAGUUGUUUGCCGGCUCAGCUUAGUCAAUAUAUCCCAUCAUUGCUCUACACCAUCGUUAGGUAGAUUACCUCUAGCUAUUCUGACUAUUUAUUAUUCAUUUUAUCAUGAAAGAUGUCUUUUAAUUCUGCAGACAAACACAACAGGGUGAUGCAUGGAAUAACGUGGGCAUCCGGCUUUCCAUCCUUCUGGGUGGGCUCUGUUUCUCUGUAUAAAGCUGUACAGUAGGAGGGGAUUUUCUUCCAGCCCCACGUUUGAUUUUCUUUGAUUUAUUCUGUACUUGGAGUAGAGGAACGAAGAGCAGACACAAUGCUGAUAGUGUUGCACGUUUGUAUUCAGCCUGUUAUUGUUAUCUGAAGGUACUCACAAUUCCGAGUUACUUCCUACCUGGAACAUUGUAACGGGCAGCAUUAGCAGUAUUACGUAGUCACAUGGCCGGCAGCACUGGCUGAAUGUCCCAGUUGUAAGGAUGUGUGUCUUUCAGGGGUGAACACCACAAGCUGUAGGUCCCUGGCUGAGUAUGAACAGUUGUUGCUGAUUUGAGCAGUAUUGGGCCUUUCCAUUAGCUCCCAGUAAUGUUGCAGAUGAAGUUUAAAGGGGAAAUAUUGCACAAAUUAAAAUGUAAUAUUAGCUUCGGCAUAUUGAAAUAAGAAACUUUCUAAAUACAAUGAAUUAAAAAGUCUUUACUGUUUCUGAAAUAAUCAAGUUUAUCUUCACGAUUCCUUUCCCAGCGUCUGUUUCCCUCAUUCUGUCUUGAUUCAGGAGUUGGGUGUCAGAUGAAUGAUCCAAUAUAUCUCCUUUUGCCUAGAAGAUGUAUUAGAGGUCACUCUAUUAAACUCACCAGACAUCAUGUCUCUCUACAUGCAGGAUUUGUGCAAAAGGCAGUUAUUUUGUUAGAUUGUGUUUGUACUGGAAUCAGUUAUUUGAAUGAGCUCUAAUUCAUCUGCUAGGAAAGGAGCCCCCCUAUAAGAUAUAUUGGAUGUAACUGUCAGUGAAUAUCUGACACCCAACUGCUGCAUGAAGACAGAAUGAAGAGAAACAGAUGCUGAGGGAUUGUGCAGAUAAACUUGAUUAUUUCAUAAACAAUGCAGAAUGUUUAAUUGAUUGUAUUUAGAAAGUUUCUUACUUCAGUAUGAGGAAGCUUAUAUUACAUUUUCAUGAUAGUUCCCCUUUAAUGUCCACUGAGGCUACUUUCACUGCAGUGUGCCAAUGGAAAUUAUUUUUAUAUAAACCCAUUAGUCACUGUAUAUGUAUUGGAGCAGUGAAAUACCGGGCAGUGUAAUUGCUGCCGUACAGUGACCGUGUAGUUAAAGUAAAAUACUUAGUAAUGCCGCCUCCACUGCUGCUGACUAACUGCCAUGUACCUGCUCCACAUGUGCUUCCCAAGGAGAUGCCGUCAUUGUGUGCAACUGACUUGUCUGGAAACUGUCCGGAAAUAUAGAGAAGCACUUACUGCCCUGACGUAUUCGAAGUAACUGUUCAUAGGUACAUUGACUUGAAUGCUCCAUAUAACGGUUACUGGUCGGUUCUAAGCCAGGGAUAGCCAACAUAUUGGUGCAGGUGGCUGGAGAUGACUGCAAAGCACAGGGUGGCUCUCCUUGGCUGGGAGAAGGUUACCCACAUUUAAUUGGACCACCACCUUGUAUGAAGUGAAUGGAUAUCCAUGCUAUGCCUGUAGGUCUGUCUAUCUUUAUUUUUAUUGCUGAGAAAUUAAAAAGUUUCAUGCACACCA
Messenger RNA from Xenopus laevis (African clawed frog), 3990 nucleotides. RefSeq names its product cysteine/histidine-rich 1 L homeolog (gene zftraf1.L). The transcript has 4 exons. Gene Ontology annotation, molecular function: zinc ion binding. Bases 16 to 1203 code for a protein of 395 amino acids. Lineage: Eukaryota; Metazoa; Chordata; Amphibia; Anura; Pipidae. The record is from RefSeq and is a predicted model, not a curated record. Gene Ontology annotation, cellular component: cytoplasm; nucleus.